This is a messenger RNA of Erigeron canadensis, 1897 nucleotides long. RefSeq lists its product as uncharacterized. Bases 51 to 1610 code for a protein of 519 amino acids. Gene Ontology annotation, molecular function: metal ion binding; phosphatidylinositol binding. The record is from RefSeq and is a predicted model, not a curated record. Lineage: Eukaryota; Viridiplantae; Streptophyta; Magnoliopsida; Asterales; Asteraceae. The transcript is spliced from 5 exons.
UUAUAACACACGUCGUCUCUGUGUAUAAUAUAGAUAUAGAUAUAGAACAUAUGUUAGGGUUUGGCGCGCAUGUAAUAGAAUCAACUAUGGAAUUGGAGGAUCCAGAUUUCUUAAGAUUCAAUUCCAAUGUUUCAAUCAAUCAUCCGGACACAAAAACUCUUAGUCUUACUGGAACCAGAGACUGCAGUAUCUCAACUCCACCAGCAAGGUUGAAUGACGAAUCCGGUAUGGAAGAAAGGAUAGAUGAGCAUAAUGACUCAUGUAACAGUAGUCGUAAAGCAUUAGGAAAAUACUUCUUUUAUGAACCACCACUCUCUGAAGAAACGGGAGUUUGGAUACCAGUUUCUGUUCCUCCUAUGUCAGAAACUGAACAUGAAGAAUGGAGCCGAGGUUUCUCCUCCUCGGCUGGUGGGAUCUUUCCUGAUGAAGAUAUGGGAUGGUCUCAGUUUCUUGAGAAAGACAAGGAACUAACCAUGUGGGAUGUGGUACUUGAAAUGCUGCUUGCAGCUCGUGGAAAGGUUAAUGUUUUGGCAUCUGGGGAUGGUGUUUCAUGCAUAUCUAGACAUCUAGUUGAUGAAGCUUGGAAAGAGAUGGCUCAGACGCUUACAGAGGCCAAUUUUGGAAAUGUCCAGCAAAUCCUUGAAACUGAACCUCCUAAAUGGCUGCCCGAUAGUUCUGCUGCUGCUUGUAUGCUGUGUAAUGUAAGGUUUCAUCCAAUCAUGUGUACCAGGCAUCACUGCCGGUUUUGUGGAGGAAUUUUCUGCAGUGAGUGUACCAAAGGAAGAAGCUUGCUGCCUAUAAAGUUUCGUGCUGCAGACACAGAACGAGUCUGUGAUGUGUGUUUUGUUCGUCUUGAGGCUGUCCAGCCAUUUUUAAUGGAUCAAGUAAGCCGUGCUUCACAAUUACCAACUCAUGAUCUCACUGAUCUAAGCACUUUAAGAUCAUGGCUGAAUUUUCCUUGGGGGCAGUCAAUGGAGUAUGAGAUCUACAAAGCCACUAACUCAAUCCAAGGAUAUAGCAAGCAGGUUUGUUCUUCGAGACCUGAGAAGUCUAUUCCUGAUAUGAUCUUACGAAAUGCUAAGGGCCUUGCAAUACUUACUAUAGUGAAGGUUGGUAUGAUGGUAACUUACAAUAUUGGAACUGGAUUGGUGAUUGCGCGCAGGGAAGAUGGCUCAUGGUCUCCACCCUCUGCUAUAUCUUCUAUGGGUGUUGGAUGGGGUGCCCAGGCCGGUGGUGAAUUUGCAGAUCUAAUCAUUGUUCUGAGAUCCGAAGAGGCCGUAAAGACGUUCAGCAGUGACGUUCAUGUCUCAUUUGGAGCUGGUCUAAGUGCUGCUAUUGGUAUUGUUGGACGAACAGCUGAAGCUGAUGUAAGAGCUGGAACUGGUGGCUAUGCCACUUGCUAUACAUAUAGCUGCACAAAAGGAGCUUUUGUUGGGUGUUCGCUGGAAGGGAGCAUGGUGACUACACGUACACAUGAAAAUUCCCGAUUUUAUGGAAAACAAUUCUUAAGUGCACAGGAAAUUCUCUUUGGUUCAUUGGCUAGGCCUCCUGCAGCUGCCAUACUAUACCGUGCUCUAGCAGAUAUAUACCAGAAAUUAGGUAAAGCAUAAUUGUGUCUAUAGCUUUAUGCCUUUAUUGUUUGUGAAUAAAACUCCACCAUACAUAUAUCGAUUCAUGCCUUCAUGGUAAGGUAGCCCGCCUUUAUUAUGUAUAGUCUUUAGUUAAUAUUAAGUAAAAAGUGUUUAGAGUGAAGACAUAGUAAAGGUUAUUUUAACGUUGUAAAGCCGGGCAUCCUGUAUGAGAUGUCAAAAAGGUUGUGUAAAUACAUAUUUGUCUGUACAGGAACUUUGACUUCAUAACAUGAUUAAUAAACAUUUGUGGCAUGUAUUCGUCUCCA